AUGGGGUCUGUGGAGCAAUUAUUGUUCAACCAUAACAAUACUAUAGUCUCUGUGGCAAGCGCCAUAACGGCAGUGGUACUGCUAUUAACAUGGCAUCGACGCCGCAGCCAACAGCAGCAAUUGCAGCAACAAAAUGCAUCCAUAUCCGGGGCACAGGAAAAGCCCAAAACAUUUCCAAAAAUUGAACCGCAUCCAGAAUUUGACUGGCAGGCCACACCGCCAGUCAAAUUCCGUCCGUUUAAGCCAAAAUACCAUCUCAGCAUGUCAAUAUCCCGUCUAAACCCCUCCGAGCUGGUCCAAAUGGACUCGACAUAUCUCUCAAGGCUAGAAUUUCGACGAUCCGUCAUGGCCGCUUCAUCCUCUGCACCGCACGUGCUAGGUGUUGUCGAGGAUCCAAGCAUGAGCGCCGGUGCUAAACUCGCUGUCCAAGAACUAUACACUUGGAUCUUCAAAGACUAUCUCCCCACACGUUUCCCCUUUAUUUAUAAACUCAUCGACAAGUCUUCGAAAGACGAAAAGCCCACUGUACCGUCUCAAGGAGGAAGUGGCUCAAGUUUAUACACACUGAAUCAAGCCACAAACGACCUCGUCCCUGUGACUCCGCCAGAAGAUACAAAGGAAGCACUACAAAUCCUCGGAGCACACGUCGACCAAGACUUUCUGUUCCUGCUCCCGGCUCCCGACGGCGACGGAUACGCCCUUUAUGCGUUCGUCACGUGUUGUCCGAAUGGAUUCGACUCUGCUGAAAAACUGGGCAAGAAGCUCCGCGACAUUCACACUCCGGUGCCGGGAUACAAGGAGAAAUUGGAAAAGAGCAUGGAUCGGUUUUUCGCAAAGAUUGAAGUCGGAGAGUAUGUGCAGCGGGUUAAUUGGUCAUUCACAACGACCGACAAACUCUACACGCCGGGCGGGAACCACCUAUACGAAGGCGAAGAGGUAUCCGACGCCGAAAAGGACGCGAUUGACAUUUCCAAGGUGCAUCUGCGAUGCGAGCGCCAAGUGCUACAUCGGCUGCCCAGUUCGCGGGCCGUCGUUUUCUCUUUCAAGACGUACAUGUACUCCCUCCCCGAACUCAAAGCCGAGGGACCUAGCGCGGCUCAGGAAAUUGCAGAUGGCAUUGACGGCUUGAAGCUGGGCAAUGUGCCGGAUAUGCAUUUCUAUAAACGUGCCGUUGUGUGGGGAGAUGCCGUCAAGGCGUAUUUGCUUUCUUGA
Xylona heveae TC161 is the source of this 1212-nucleotide messenger RNA. RefSeq lists its product as hypothetical. The transcript has 4 exons. The record is from RefSeq and is a predicted model, not a curated record. Lineage: Eukaryota; Fungi; Ascomycota; Xylonomycetes; Xylonales; Xylonaceae. The coding region runs from base 1 to 1212 and encodes 403 amino acids.